GAUGUAGUAAAUAAGAUAUAAUAUAAAUAAAUUUAUAUAUAUUUGGUGAUAUUAAUAGCAUCGUCACCAUCAAAAUCUGAGAGAUUACUCAUUGUUUUUGUCAACCCUGAGACAAAACCCACCGCCAUAACUACCAGACUACCAAAAACCAAACCAAACCUACUCAACUUCCAAAGAAACAAAAGAAAAAAAACACCAUGGAAGAAAAAGAGAAGAAAAAGAAUAAGAAGAACAGCAGUAGUAAUAAGAAGCAAAAACACCAACACCCAAAUGAUCAAAAUACAACAAAAUAUAGCUCAGAUUUCUCUUUCAAACCCUGCUCCGACGUAAAGGGUGUCCGAUUCGGUGGCCAGUUCAUCGUUAAGUCUUUCACAAUCCGCCGAGCCAGACCACUUGAGCUUCUCCAGCUUCUUUCUUUCCCUCCAAACAGUACUAAUAUUAAUAAGAGUAGUAAUAAGGUUCCUUUUCCUUCGACGGUGGGGUUUUUACCGACAAAUUUCACGAUCUUAGCCCAUCACGCUUGGCACACCCUGACUUUGGGCCUGGGCACCAAGAAAUCGAAGGUUCUGCUCUUCGUUUUCGAGUCUGAGACGAUGAAGGCGAGCGUGGACCGACUGUGGCCAACAGAGAUACCCCUGGGGGAAGUUAACAAGAGAUUGAUUAGGGGAUUGAGCGGAAGCGAGAUGGCCCGGUUCAAGUUCAGGAAAGGUUGUAUUACUUUUUAUGUUUACGCCGUUCGUAGAGCCGGUUGCCUGGGCUUCACUUGCGCCGAUGACCUCCGUACCAUCUUACAAUCUGUUGUUGCUUUGAAAGAUUUCUUGGAUCAUACGGCUAUGCUUGCUUUGCCUAAUCAGAGAAGUAUUAGCUAUGCUACUCCUCCUCCCCCGGUCGCCAUGGCUCAUUAACUAAGCCACUUUUCUUUUCAUUUUUAUUUGUUUAAUCUUUCUCUUCUUUAAUAUUAUUAUUAUUAUUAUUAUUGUCGUCAUAGGGGGAAUAUUAUUGGUUUAUUUGUUGGAGACGAUCUUGUUGUUUUGAUAUUUUAACGCAAAAUCGGUAAUUUUAGUACUAAUAAAAAAGAAAAACUUGGGACUUUGUAUAUGUAAUUUUAGAGUGAAAUUCAAGGUCUCCUCUCAUCUAUUCGUAUCUAUUUGUAUAUUUGUUUGUUUCAUAUGGAUAUAUACAUACAAGUUCGGUUAAUGCUUCUA
This is a messenger RNA of Cannabis sativa, 1205 nucleotides long. RefSeq lists its product as uncharacterized. The transcript has a single exon. The record is from RefSeq and is a predicted model, not a curated record. Bases 198 to 905 code for a protein of 235 amino acids. Lineage: Eukaryota; Viridiplantae; Streptophyta; Magnoliopsida; Rosales; Cannabaceae.